This is a messenger RNA of Charadrius vociferus (killdeer), 1095 nucleotides long. RefSeq names its product spermidine synthase (gene SRM). Gene Ontology annotation, biological process: spermidine biosynthetic process. Gene Ontology annotation, molecular function: spermidine synthase activity. The transcript is spliced from 7 exons. NCBI's taxonomy places the organism in Eukaryota, Metazoa, Chordata, Aves, Charadriiformes, Charadriidae. Gene Ontology annotation, cellular component: cytosol. Bases 1 to 651 code for a protein of 216 amino acids. The record is from RefSeq and is a predicted model, not a curated record.
AUGGGCACAUCCCUGCGUGCUUUAUUCACCUGGGUGCUGAUCAUCGGUGGCGGCGACGGGGGAGUGCUGCGAGAGGUGGUGAAACACCCGACCGUGGAGUCCGUGGUGCAGUGCGAAAUCGAUGAGGAUGUGAUCCAGGUAUCUAAGAAAUACCUCCCAGGGAUGGCAGUGGGGUACUCCAGCGCUAAGCUCACCUUGCAUGUGGGAGAUGGUUUUGAGUUCAUGAAACAAAAUCAAGAAGCCUUUGAUGUGAUUAUCACAGACUCAUCUGACCCCAUGGGUCCUGCAGAAAGCUUAUUCAAAGAAUCUUACUACCAGCUGAUGAAGACAGCCCUGCGAGAAGAUGGGAUUCUUUGCUGCCAAGGUGAGUGCCAGUGGCUGCACCUGGAUCUCAUUAAGGAGAUGCGUCAGUUCUGCAAGUCUCUGUUCCCUGUUGUGGAAUACGCCUAUUGCACCAUCCCCACAUAUCCCAGCGGGCAGAUUGGCUUCAUGCUCUGCAGCAAGAACCCGAACACAAAUUUCCGGGAGCCUGUGCAGCAGCUCUCACAGCAACAAGUAGAGGAGAGGAGUCUGAAAUACUACAACUCUGACAUUCAUCGGGCAGCUUUCGUUCUGCCAGAGUUUGCACGGAAGGCCCUGAGCGAUGUGUGAGACUGAGAAGCUGCUUCCUUCCUUCAAGUUGGACCCUGAGAUCGUCAGUGAUGUGGUGGGGACCUUCCCAGCAGACUGCAGAUUUGCUCUCCACUGUGUGGGAUUGUUUAACCCUUUGCCAGCCAACAUUCCCUUUGAUGAUGUGUUAAAGAUGAUGGGGCAUAAGCCAGAUAAGACUAUUGAAAAGGUCCAGUGACUUAUUGUGUGAGGUCAAAACUGUUCUUUCCAAGUGCUGGAAACGUAAGAUGUCUUUUUCCUUUCUCUCCUCCCUGUACCCAUGCUAAAUUCUCCCCUCCCUGCGCCCCCCUCCCACCACUGCCCCCUGCAACUGACAUGAUAUAUUUAUAACUGACACGUAUUUCUGUCUGGUGAUCUUCUGAAGCCUGGGAAGAGUCCAGAAGGGUCACUGACUCAGCCUUAAGCACAGAGAGUGAGAGCUUUGUG